Molecule: messenger RNA, 3009 nt
Organism: Morus notabilis
Lineage: Eukaryota; Viridiplantae; Streptophyta; Magnoliopsida; Rosales; Moraceae
Exons: 9
Coding region: 302-2716 (804 amino acids)
Cellular component (GO): nuclear pore
Source: RefSeq, a predicted model, not a curated record
UCACUAGAGAGUUCUGAUUGUCAAGCUUCUUUUUCGUGGCUAUCUCAAUUCUCACUAGAUCCCAAACGCUUUUUUUUUUUGUGCGUUUUCUUUUGUUGUUUUGGCGUUUCUCUCUGGUUUUUCUGUAUCGUUUCGAAACGCAGUUUUGCUUCUUUUGUCUCUGUUGUUUCAGAUGAAUUUCCAGAAUAUUUGUCUUUCUGGGUGAGUGAAGAAAAAGUCAGAAUUUUUUUUUUUAAUUUUUUUAUGAGAGGUAAAGAUUUUCCGUUUGGCUGUGAUUGGAGAAGUAGAUCUUGUUAAAACCAUGAAGGAGGUUGACAAAAGGAAAACUCCCAAUAAUAACCGGACAAAGCGCGCUGGAAAACCCGAAAAGAGAGACCAAAAGCCUAAUCAGGGCAAUACUGGAAAAACUUUGAAUGUAAAAGACACCCAAACUAAAGCAUCUCAUGCUAAACCAGACUCCAGAACUUUAGUAAGUGAUUUGAACACGGGCGCAGAGCCCUCUGAAGUUUAUGAAAACGUGGUCAUACAUUAUGUCGAUGAUGUCAACAGGUCUGAAGAAGCAGCUCAAGAACCGAGACCCAACCAAAUGGUUUCCAAAGAGAUCAUGGAUGAAGUUGUAGAUGACAAUUCUAGUGAGUUCGAUAAAGAAUCUAAGCAGGGAAAGGAAGAAGUUUCUGAAUCUGAGAUGAUUAAGGAUUCGGCAUCAUCUCAAGGGGAUUCUCUUGUGGCCGAGGAUGAGAAAGUAGAAGAGAGUGUUUCAAGAGUUGCCGAAAGUAUGUCGAAGAAGAGUUCCACAGAAAGAAGUUCUGAGGGAUCCAAAGAGAGAUCUCAUCAAUCCAAGUCAUCACACCAAACUCCCCAGAAACCUAAUAACACAAAUAGAAGGCCUUCUAGGGAAGCCACCAAAAGUUCUUCCCAGAGCAAUUCUAAAAAUGUUAAAGUUCCUUCUAAACCUUCAUCUGAGUCUUCCGAGGGAGUUGAUGACAAGGUUGUUGCAGAGGUAGAAGGAAUUCAUACCUUGAAUGAGACCCCGAAUGGUGCCAAGAGUAUUGGAAGCAACAACGAUACAGUUGAUACCGAAGAAAAUGGUGAACACGAGAAUGAAGCAGCUUUGGAGAAAAAGAUAGAAGAAAUGGAAACAAGAAUCGAGAAACUUGAAGAAGAAUUGCGAGAAGUUGCCUCUCUAGAAAUUUCUCUCUAUUCAGUUGUACCGGAACAUGGGAGCUCAGCACAUAAGGUCCAUACACCUGCUCGACGGCUCUCUAGGAUUUAUAUCCAUGCUUGCAAAUAUUGGACUCAAGUCAAGCGAGCUACCAUUGCUAGAAACACUGUGUCGGGGCUUCUUUUGAUUGCCAAGUCAUGCGGUAAUGACGUUCCUAGGUUAACCUUCUGGCUGUCAAACACUGUUGUGCUGAGGGAGAUCAUUUCUCAAGCAUUUGGUGGUUCACGUCACUCAAGUCCAGCGAUGCGGUUGACUGAGUCAAAUGGGAAUGGAAAGAGAAGUGAAAUGAAGUCGACGAUGAAAUGGAAGGGGAUUUCUGGUAGCAAACAAAUAAAUGCUUUUACGCCACUGCUGGAAGAUUGGCAAGAGACAGGAACCUUCACAGCUGCGCUUGAAAAGGUUGAAUCCUGGAUUUUCUCUCGGGUGGUUGAGUCAGUUUGGUGGCAGGCUUUGACUCCAUACAUGCAAUCUCCUGUUGAGGAUUUGUCGAAUAAUAAGAGCAUUGGAAGAUUGUUAGGACCGGCAUUGGGAGAUCAAAAGCAAGGCAGCUUUUCAAUCAACCUGUGGAAAAAUGCCUUCCAGGAUGCAGCUCAACGGCUUUGCCCUGUUAGAGCUGGGGGGCAUGAGUGUGGUUGCUUGCCCGUGUUGGCAAGAAUGGUUAUGGAACAGAGUAUUGCCAGACUUGAUGUGGCAAUGUUUAAUGCCAUCUUGCGUGAAUCAGCCCACGAUAUUCCGACUGAUCCUGUGUCGGAUCCCAUAGUCGACUCCAAGGUUCUUCCUAUUCCAGCUGGGGAUUUGAGCUUUGGAUCUGGCGCACAACUUAAGAAUUCAGUGGGCAAUUGGUCAAGAUGGCUAACUGAUAUGUUUGGCAUAGAUGCGGAUGAUGUGCCGCAAGAAGAUCAGGAUUGCAAUGACGGCGAUGACAGGCAGGGAGGAGAUGGUGAACCAAAAUCCUUCCUUCUUCUUAAUUCCUUGAGUGAUCUUUUGAUGCUUCCGAAAGACAUGCUUAUGGACCGAUCAAUCCGAAAGGAGGUGUGCCCAUCAAUUAGUCUUCCAUUGAUUAAACGGAUACUCUGUAACUUCACUCCUGAUGAGUUCUAUCCAGAUCCUGUUCCUGGAGCUGUCUUAGAGGCCCUAAAUGCCGAGAGCAUUGUGGAGAGGAGGCUGUCAGGAGACUCCAUGAAAAGCUUCCCUUACACAGUGGACCCGGUUGUGUAUACUCCGCCGUCCCCUACUGACGUGGCAGAAAAGUGUGUGGUUUCGGACACAGGAGGGAGAUCUGAAUUGGCAAGGAAUGUUUCUGUUAUACAGAGAAAAGGUUAUACUAGUGAUGAGGAACUGGAGGAGCUGGAAUCUCCUCUAAUGUCCAUCAUUGACAAGUUACCAUCGACUCCAAGUACAAUCGCGAACGGAAACGGAAAAUACAAGGACAGUACAGGGUAUGCCUGUGCAAAUGAAAGGUAUGAACUCCUCAGUGAGGUCUGGUCUGUGUGACAACGUUGACAACAAUGCGUUAUGUAUUUUACACACCGCGAUGUCUGUAUCCAAAACGAAAUAUCGAGAUUGAGAAUAAACAGAUUAGUUGUUUAUAGAUGAAGGUCACAAAGGAUUUUGAGUCUUUUAGGGAAGAUUCUAAAUGAGGCCAAUUGGCCAAAGCCAACAAUUUUCUUGUACAUCAAAUGGAGUUUUGUUUUACCGUAUAGCAUUUAAUGAGAUUUCAUCUGGUUCAGUUGUUGUGUAUUCAUGUUGGAUCUCGUUGACAAGAAGUGUACACGCAGAACAUACUA